Messenger RNA from Pongo pygmaeus (Bornean orangutan), 4156 nucleotides. RefSeq names its product platelet derived growth factor D (gene PDGFD). Gene Ontology annotation, cellular component: membrane. Gene Ontology annotation, molecular function: platelet-derived growth factor receptor binding; growth factor activity. The transcript has 7 exons. Bases 543 to 1655 code for a protein of 370 amino acids. NCBI's taxonomy places the organism in Eukaryota, Metazoa, Chordata, Mammalia, Primates, Hominidae. The record is from RefSeq and is a predicted model, not a curated record. Gene Ontology annotation, biological process: positive regulation of cell population proliferation; positive regulation of ERK1 and ERK2 cascade; positive regulation of phosphatidylinositol 3-kinase/protein kinase B signal transduction.
UUUCCUGAGCCCUUAAAGGUCCAACCAGGAGGGUAAAGCCCAGGGCGGUGGGAAGAGUCCCGGCCGGCGAUUAAACUGGGCAUGCUCAGUGGCAGAGCAGGUUUAGGCCCGGCCUGGGAAACUGGGGAGCUGAGGUGCUCGCGCCGCCGCUCUGAGCCCGAGUGCGCGCCUCUCAGGGGCCGCGGCCGGGGCUGAAGAACGCUGCUGCUGCGCUCGCCUGCCCCGCUAGAUUCGGCGCUGCCCGCCCCCUGCAGCCUGUGCUGCAGCUGCCGGCCACCGGAGGGGGCGAACAAACAAACGUCAACCUGUUGUUUGUCCCGUCACCAUUUAUCAGCUCAGCACCACAAGGAAGUGCGGCACCCACACGCGCUCGGAAAGUUCAGCAUGCAGGAAGUUUGGGGAGAGCUCGGCGAUUAGCACAGCGGCCCGGGCCAGUGCAGGGCGAGCGCAGGCGGCGAGAGCGCAGGACGGCGCGGCGUCGGUCCCGGGAGCGGAACCCAGCUUUUUCUUGGAGCGACGCUGUCUCUAGUCGCUGAUCCCAAAUGCACCGGCUCAUCUUUGUCUGCACUCUAGUCUGCGCAAACUUUUGCAGCUGUCGGGACACUUCUGCAACUCCGCAGAGCGCAUCCAUCAAAGCUUUGCGCAACGCCAACCUCAGGCGAGAUGAGAGCAAUCACCUCACAGACUUGUACCGAAGAGAUGAGACCAUCCAGGUGAGAGGAAACGGCUACGUGCAGAGUCCUAGAUUCCCGAACAGCUACCCCAGGAACCUGCUCCUGACAUGGCGGCUUCACUCCCAGGAGAAUACACGGAUACAGCUAGUGUUUGACAAUCAGUUUGGAUUAGAGGAAGCAGAAAAUGAUAUCUGUAGGUAUGAUUUUGUGGAAGUUGAAGAUAUAUCCGAAACCAGUACCAUUAUUAGAGGACGAUGGUGUGGACACAAGGAAGUUCCUCCAAGGAUAAAAUCAAGAACGAACCAAAUUAAAAUCACAUUCAAGUCCGAUGACUACUUUGUGGCUAAACCUGGAUUCAAGAUUUAUUAUUCUUUGCUGGAAGAUUUCCAACCCGCAGCAGCUUCAGAGACCAACUGGGAAUCUGUCACAAGCUCUAUUUCAGGGGUAUCCUAUAACUCUCCAUCAGUAACGGAUCCCACUCUGAUUGCGGAUGCUCUGGACAAAAAAAUUGCAGAAUUUGAUACCGUGGAAGAUCUGCUGAAGUACUUCAAUCCAGAGUCAUGGCAAGAAGAUCUUGAGAAUAUGUAUUUGGACACCCCUCGUUAUCGAGGCAGGUCAUACCAUGACCGGAAGUCAAAAGUUGACCUGGAUAGGCUCAAUGAUGAUGCCAAGCGUUACAGUUGCACUCCCAGGAAUUACUCGGUCAAUAUAAGAGAAGAGCUGAAGCUGGCCAAUGUGGUCUUCUUUCCACGUUGCCUCCUCGUGCAGCGCUGUGGAGGAAACUGUGGCUGUGGAACUGUCAACUGGAGGUCCUGCACAUGCAAUUCAGGGAAAACCGUGAAAAAGUAUCAUGAGGUAUUACAGUUUGAGCCUGGCCACAUCAAGAGGAGGGGCAGAGCUAAGACCAUGGCUCUGGUUGACAUCCAGUUGGAUCACCAUGAACGAUGCGAUUGUAUCUGCAGCUCAAGACCACCUCGAUAAGAGAAUGUGCACAUCCUUACAUUAAGCCUGAAAGAACCUUUAGUUUAAGGAGGGUGAGAUAAGAGACCCUUUUCCUACCAGCAACCAAACUUACUACUAGCCUGCAAUGUAAUGAACACAAGUGGUUGCUGAGUCUCAGCCUUGCUUUGUUAAUGCCAUGGCAAGUAGAAAGGUAUAUCAUCAACUUCUAUACCUAAGAAUAUAGGAUUGCAUUUAAUAAUAGUGUUUGAGGUUAUAUAUACACAAACACACACAGAAAUAUAUUCAUGUCUAUGUGUACAUAGAUCAAAUGGUUUUUUUGGUAUAUAUAACCAGGUACACCAGAGCUUACAUAUGUUUGAGUUAGACUCUUAAAAUCCUUUGCCAAAGUAAGGGAUGGUCAAAUAUAUGAAACAUGUCUUUAAAAAAUUUAGGAGAUAAAUUUAUUUUUAAAUUUUGAAACACAAAACAAUUUUGAAUCUUGCUCUCUUAAAGCAUCUUGUAUAUUAAAAAUCGAAAGAUGAGGCUUUCUUACAUAUACGUCUUAGUUGAUUAUUUAAAAAGGAAAAAUAUGGUUUCCAGAGAAAAGGCCAAUACCUAAGCAUUUUUUCCAUGAGAAGCACUGCAUACUUACCUAUGUGGAGUAUCAUAACCCGUCUCCAAAACCAGGCCAUAAUAAUAUAAGUGCUUUAGAAAUUAAAUCGUCGUGUUUUUUAUGCAUUUUGCUGAGGCAUGCUUAUUCAUUUAACACCUAUCUCAAAAACUUAUUUAGAAGGUUUCUUAUUAUAAUCCUACAAGAGACAGCGUAUAAGCUAUAACAGAAUUUUGAAUUGUUUUUCUUUGCAAAACCCCUCCACAAAAGCAAAUCCUUUCAAGAAUAGCAUGGGGAUUCUGUAUGAAUCUUUCCAGAUGGUGUUCAUUGAAAGAUGCGGGUGGUAGAGAAUUUAAAAAGUGAACAUGGAAACAUCGACAUAACUGGAAAUUAGGUGGGAUAUUUGAUAGGAUCCAUAUCUAAUAAUGGAUUCGAACUCUCCAAAUUACGCCAAUUAAUUUAAUGUAUCUUGCUUUUGUGUUCCUGUCUUUUUGAAAUGUAGACAUGGAUUUAUGAUGGCAUUUUAUGUUUGGCAGGCCAUCAUAGAUUAUUUAUAACCUAAAAGCUUUUGUGUAUCAAAAAAAUCACAUUUUAUUAAUGUAAAUUUCUAAUCAUAUACUUGCUUACUGUUCUGAUUUCCUGUUUCUGAACCAAGUAAAAUCAGUCCUAGGGGCUCUGGUUCUUAAUCUAUGGAGCUUGCUUUAAGAAUCCAGUUGUCAAUUGUGGUAACACAAGUUUGGCCCUGCUCUCCUACUGUUUAAUAGAAAACUGUUUUACAUUGGUUAAUGGUAUUUAGAGUAAUUUUUUCUCUCUGCCUCCUUCGUGUCUAUUUUAAAGGAGACUAACUCCAGGAGUAGGAAAUGAUUCAUCAUUCUCCAAAGCAAGAGGCUUAAGAGAGAAGCACCAAAAUUCAGAUAGCUCAGGGACUGCUAACAGAGAACUAUAUUUUUCUUAUUGCCUUGAAAGUUAAAAGGAAAGCAGAUUUCUUCAGUGAGUUUGUGGUCCUACUAACUACAACCAGUUUGGGUGACAGGGCUGGUGAAGUCCCAGUGUCAGAUGAGUGACCUAAAUAUACUUAGAUUUCUAAGUAUGGUGCUCUCAGGUCCAAGUUCAACUAUUCUUAAGCAGUGCAAUUCUUUCCAGUUAUUUGAGAUGAAAGAUCUCUGCUUAUUGAAGAUGUACCUUCUAAAACUUUCCUAAAAGUGUCUGAUGUUUUUACUCAAGGAGGGAGUGGUAAAAUUAAAUACUCUAUUGUUCAAUUCUCCAAAAUCCCAGAACACAAUCAGAAAUAGCUCAGGCAGACACUAAUAAUUAAGAACACUCUUCCUCUUCAUAACUGCUUUGCAAGUUUCCUGUGAAAACAUCAGCUUCCUGUACCAAAGUCAAAAUGAACGUGACAUCACUCUAACCUGAACAGCUCACAUUGUAGCUGUAAAUAUAAAAAAUUAGAGUGUUCUACCCAGUUUUCAAUAAACCUUCCAGGCUGCAAUAACCAGCAAGGUUUUCAGUUAAAGCCCUAUCUGCACUUUUUAUUUAUUAGCUGAAAUGUAAGCAGGCAUAUUCACUCACUUUUCUUUGCCUUUCCUGAGAGUUUUAUUAAAACUUCUCCCUUGGUUACCUGUUAUCUAUUGCACUUCUAACAUGUAGCCAAUAAAUCUAUUCGAUAGCCAUCAAAAGAAUAAAAAGCUGGCCAUACAAAUUACAUUUUAAAACAAACCCUAAUAAAUCCACAUUUCCACAUGGCUCAUUCACCUGGAAUAAUGCCUUUUAUUCAAUAUGUUCUUAUAGGGCAAAACACUUUCAUAAGUAGAGUUUUUUAUGUUUUUUGUCAUAUCGGUAACAUGCAGCUUUUUCCUCUCAUAGCAUUUUCUAUAGCAAAUGUAAUAUGCCUCUUAUCUUCAUGAAAAAUAAAUAUUGCUUUUGAACAAAA